Molecule: messenger RNA, 1822 nt
Organism: Vicugna pacos (alpaca)
Lineage: Eukaryota; Metazoa; Chordata; Mammalia; Artiodactyla; Camelidae
Product: olfactory receptor 4F6-like
Biological process (GO): G protein-coupled receptor signaling pathway
Cellular component (GO): membrane
Molecular function (GO): olfactory receptor activity; G protein-coupled receptor activity
Source: RefSeq, a predicted model, not a curated record
GGGAACAAGCAAAGGCGCCAAUGAGUGGAGCCAACUGCUCCGUGGUAUCUGAGUUCGUGUUCCUGGGGCUCUCCAAUUCCUGGGAGAUCCAGCUUCUUCUUUUUUGCUUUUCUUGUAUUUUCUAUGUGUCAAGUAUGAUGGGAAACCUCCUCAUAGUGGUCACUGUGACCUUUGAGCCUUACUUACAGUCCCCCAUGUAUUUUCUGUUAGCUAAUCUCUCCACCAUUGACCUGAUAUUUUGCUCUAUUGCAGCACCCAAGAUGAUCUGGGAUCUUUUCAGGAAACAAAAAAUCAUCUCCUUUUGGGGCUGUAUAGCUCAAGUCUUCUUUAGCCAUGCUGUUGGAGGCACUGAGAUGGUGCUGCUCAUCGCCAUGGCCUUUGACAGAUAUGUGGCCAUAUGUAAGCCUCUCCACUACUUGACCAUCAUGAGCCCACGAGUGUGCAUUUUGAUUUUAGCAGUUGCCUGGACCAUUGGUCCCACUCACUCAUUGGCCCAGUUGGCUUUUGUGGUAAACCUGCCCUUCUGUGGCCCUAAUGUCUUAGACAGCUUUUACUGUGACCUGCCUCGGCUCAUCAAACUUGCUUGCACAGAUACCUAUAAACUGGGGUUCAUGGUCACUGCUAACAGUGGGUUCAUUUCCUUGGGUGCUUUCUUCUUGCUCCUCCUCUCUUAUGUCUUCAUCCUGGCCACUCUUCAGAAACACUCUUCAGGGGGUUCACCCAAGGCUCUUUCCACUCUGUCAGCUCAUAUUAUUGUGGUGGUUUUCUUUUUUGGUCCAUUGAUUUUUUUCUAUAUGUGGCCUUCUCCUUCAACACAUGUAGACAAAUUUCUAGCCAUAUUUGAUGCAGUUUUAACUCCUUUUCUAAAUCCAGUCAUCUACACCUUCAGGAACAGAGAGAUGAAGAUGGCAAUGAGGAGAAUGUUCUGUCAGCUUAUGCAGUUUAGAAAAAAUCACUAAGUGGCUUUAUUGAAACACACAACUUCCAAGAGACUACUGAUAAAUUUCCAUCCCUAAAGAGCCAGUUUUCAUGAAAAAGGGACCAUUUUUCUGAGGUUUUAUCUUUUUCUUUCAUUUAGAACACAUUUCUCUGUUUCUGCAUUUUUUUUCUCGACUUUCUGUGUUGAUUUCUCUGUAUGAAAUAAAACAGCCACCCCUCCCAGUCUUGAAGGCUCCUUGCAUAGGAGAUGAGGCUUAUGGUUCAAACCUGCCCUAGCUCUUGGUUGUCUUUCAAAUACUUGUGAUUUUCUUAGCAGCCUAUUUUAUAUUUUAUGGCCCCCAGUAGUUGUGCCAAGACCUGUUAGCGCCCAAAGAGGAGGAUCCUAGAUUCAGGCUGUUAGGAGGCUAGACCCUUAGGCAGCAGCUUUUAAAGUCUGCAAAUUGCUACAGUCCUGAGGGGCCACAGCAUAAGCCCCACUGUCCACCAGAGCCCAGAAAUCUCGAGGGGUGCCCUGAGUGGCUGUCGCAAAAACUGGGGCUCCAGAGGAGUAAGGUCCUGUCUGGGAGACAGAGGUGAGCUGUAGUGAGGCAGAGAGAGCACAAAGAUGCCUAUGUUCCCUGGAGCAGGUCCAUCAGAGGCCCCUACACUGGGGGCGACACCUGAAGCCGCCCCUCAGGCUGAAUCUCCAGGAGGAGGUAAUCACAGAAAGCCUGGGGGUGAGUCAGUCAGCUGUCUGUCAGGUGCCCUGGGGGUGGUAGCCAGCCAAGAACUGUCUGUCCAGUUGUUACAGUCCCAUUGGGACCCAGGAACGGGAAGACCCCGGGCUACCAGAGCCAGGUGCUCAAGGGGCGCCCCCUGGGCGCAGCUGCACAGACCGCACACC